CUUCCGAAGGCGUACCGCUGACCAAUGAGUAUGCGCAUGAGAUUCUGUUUCAAAUUCGCGCAAACCGCGGGAAGUGAAGUGGAAAAUGGCGGCGAACCUUAGCAAAGUUGCUGGAAUGGGUUCGUGUAUCAACGGUCACGUAAUGCAAAACGAUAGCGCUAUGUCGGAAGAACAAAUGGGACAGGAAAAAGUGGCUAUUUUAGAUGCUGGAGCACAAUAUGGAAAGGUCAUAGAUCGAAGAGUACGAGAGCUGUGCGUGGAAACUGAAAUACUUCCUUUAGACACAUCUAUAUAUACUAUACGAGAGAGGGGCUUUAGGGCCAUCAUUAUAUCUGGGGGUCCAAGUAGUGUGUAUGCAGAGGAUGCUCCUAAGUAUGAUCCUGCUAUUUUUACCAGUGGAAUUCCAGUUUUAGGAAUAUGUUAUGGAAUGCAGAUGUUAAAUAAAGAGUUUGGUGGAACUGUGAUGAAGAAAGAUAUCAGAGAAGAUGGACAAUUCAAGGUUACCGUGGAAACAUCAUCAGCACUUUUCAGAGGAUUACAGUCUGAGCAAGAGGUGUUGUUGACACAUGGAGAUUCUAUUGACCGAGUUGCUAGUAACUUGAAAAUUAUUGCCAAGUCUGGUGACCUUGUUGCAGGUAUUGAGGAUGAAUCACGCAAGUUAUUUGGAGUGCAGUUUCACCCAGAAGUAGAUCUAACGGAGAAUGGUGUAACAAUGUUGAAAAAUUUUCUUUAUGGGGUUGUGGGAUGUUGUGGAACAUAUACUGUUGAGAGCAGAUUAGAUACAUGUAUUCAACAACUUAGAAGCAAAGUUGGCAGCAUGAAUGUAUUAGUGUUAGUCAGUGGGGGAGUGGAUUCAACAGUUUGUGCUGCUCUGCUUCACAAGGCCCUUCCUCAUGAACAAGUUGUGGCUGUGCAUGUUGAUAAUGGGUUCAUGAGAAAGAAUGAAAGUCGAGAAGUGGAGGAGUCCCUCAAAAGAUUAGGACUUAGAUUGAAAGUUGUAAAUGCUGCAUUACGGUUUUACAACAGUACAACUGUAAUAUCUGGUAGAAAAGACCAAUCAGCUGUGAAGAAACAAGUCACUAAAACCUUAAAUGUGACAGCUGACCCUGAAGAAAAGAGAAGGAUUAUAGGAGACACUUUCAUCAAGGUUGCUAACGAAGUUUGCAAGGAGUUGCAUCUUGAUGAGAGCAACACAUACCUGGCACAAGGCACCCUUCGACCUGAUCUAAUUGAAAGCGCUUCAUCAUUAGCAAGCAACAAGGCAGAGGCCAUCAAGACACACCACAAUGACACUGAUUUUGUGCGAGCUUUAAGAGCACAAGGAAGAGUUAUUGAACCAUUAGCAGAUUUUCACAAAGAUGAAGUCAGAGCUCUUGGAAAAGAACUGGGUUUACCAGCAGACAUUGUUCACAGACAUCCAUUCCCUGGUCCCGGUCUUGCUAUUCGCAUCAUUUGUGGCGAUGAGCCUUAUCAAGGAAGUGAUUUUGCUGAGACAAAUAUCAUUCUUGGACAGAUCGUGGACUUUGUUACUGCAGUUAAAAAACCACAUUCGCUGUUCAGUCGAGUCAAACUCAGUACAACAGAAGACGACAGAGAAACUCUGCAACAGAUAACAUCAAAAUACAAAAUUGGCGCCACUCUCCUUCCAAUCAAGUCAGUGGGUGUCCAGGGAGACGGACGGACAUACAGUUAUGUUGUCGCUCUAUCAAGCAACGAUUCACCCGACUGGAAAUCGCUUAUGUUUCUCGCGAAACUGAUUCCCAAAGUGUGUCAUAACAUCAACAGAGUUUGCUACACGUUCGGUAAGAGAAUCAAGUUCCAGAUACAAGAUAUCACUCCCACGUUUUUGUCACAUGGAGUAAUAAGCACUUUGAGACAGGCAGAUCACGUGGCGUACUCUGUUAUUCACAAACACGGUGUAGUGGCCAAACUCAGCCAGAUGCCCAUUGUUUUAAUACCAAUCCACUUCGACCGAGAUCCUAUUGACCACAUUCCAUCGUGCCAGCGGUCAGUUGUGAUCAGAACGUUUAUCACCAGUGACUUCAUGACUGGAAUUCCUGCUACACCGGGAAAACAAAUACCUAUCGAGGUUUUGACUGAGAUGGUUGCAUCUUUAAAAGAGGUUCAAGGCAUCUCGCGAGUUUUGUACGAUUUGACUUCAAAGCCUCCAGGAACUACAGAGUGGGAAUGAUUGAAGACGGGUCACCCAAGCAGCAGUAACUGUUAAGCAGUUACCUGCGGUUUGACAUGCAAAGGAGGCGGAAGUGUUGACCCUUACGCCUCGUUUGCAUGGCUUUGUUAAAAACAAAACUUAAUCGCAGAGUAAGCUGUAGUAACAGAUAUUUAAAGAUAAGGGACGAGCUGGCAGAGCUGUGUAAUUUAUUUGACAUGACUGUUGGCUGUGGAACGUGUAAAAAAAAAACAGCCCAAAAAGUUUGUAAUUCCACACAAAUAUCACAGCUUUACUGCGCAUUAUGGACAUUUGCAGUCACAGACGUGCACAUAAUCAAUUGAGUGGUCUACCUUCUAGCCUGUGUGUCAGUCAUUGUUUAGCCAGUCAAUCACGAAAGAAAGAUUCGCACUGACGACGGCCUUGUAAAAUCGAUGCUAGAAAGUGUCUUUUGUGAAGAUUUCGAAAUCUAUAGAUCAAUUUUUUUUUGCUGCUAAUCCUGAAAGAACAGAAUUUCGUUCGUUGAAUCCCUGCAUAUCUGACAGGUUUUGCCACUAAUUCGUUCCCAGUCGUAGGUAAACAUCGAAAUUUUCCCUACAGUAUCAAUGCUUUCUCAAGCAGACAAGUAACGAGAAGAGAGAAAAUCAUCGAGUAGACAUUUUAACAUAACACCAAAUUUCCUCAACUGUUGUUUAACGACAUUUAUAGUGAUCUGGGACAAUGAAAUAAAUACAGUCGAACCUGUCCACAACGGCCACCUUGGAAACCGAGGGAAGUGGCCGUUGUAAAGAGGUGGCCGUUAUGGGGAGGCAGUACAACAUUGUUUCCAAAAUAAAAUACUUAUUUUAAGCACAUGAAUACGUAAACAAAACUGUACAUCAGCCAAACA
Messenger RNA from Orbicella faveolata, 3059 nucleotides. Its product is annotated as GMP synthase [glutamine-hydrolyzing]-like. Gene Ontology annotation, cellular component: cytosol. Gene Ontology annotation, biological process: GMP biosynthetic process. NCBI's taxonomy places the organism in Eukaryota, Metazoa, Cnidaria, Anthozoa, Scleractinia, Merulinidae. The record is from RefSeq and is a predicted model, not a curated record. Gene Ontology annotation, molecular function: ATP binding; GMP synthase activity; GMP synthase (glutamine-hydrolyzing) activity.